CCUAAUAGAAAUGCAAACAUUUGUCUAAUACAUUAUAAGACUGGUGAGAAGAAGUAUAUUUUACAUCCGAGAGGGGCUCAAAUUGGAGAUACCAUUGUUUCUGGUACAAAUGUUUCAAUCAAAAUUGGAAAUGCCCUACCUUUGACCGAAAUCCCCUUAGGCACGACUAUACAUAACCUAGAAAUUACACGUGGAAGGGGUGGACAAUUAGCUCGAGCAGCGGGUGCAAUGGCGAAACUGAUUGCAAAAGAGGGUAAAUCAGCUACAUUAAAAUUACCUUCUGGCGAGGUCCGUUUUAUAUCCCAAAACUGCUCCGCAACAAUAGGACAAGUCGGGAAUGUUGGGUUCAACCAAAAAAAUUUGGGUAGAGCUGGAGCUAAACGAUGGCUAGGUAAGCGUCCUGUAGUCAGAGGAGUAGUUAUGAACCCCGUAGACCAUCCACACGGGGGCGGUGAGGGUAGAGCUCCUAUUGGGAGAAAAAAACCUACAACCCCUUGGGGUUAUCCCGCACUUGGAAGAAAAACUAGAAAGAGGAAUAAAUAUAGUGAGAAGCUCAUUCUUCGUCACCGCAGUUAAUAUAAUAGUAUAAUAUAGUUAAUAGAGUGAAUAUACUUAAUGUAAUAUAUAGUAUAAAAAUUAAUAUAAUAGAACAAAUUAAAUUUAUUCAUUCAAUUAUAUGAAAAAUAAAAAAAUAAAAGAAUAAUAAAAUUUAUAGGAGUAAACUGUGGCACGUUCACUAAAAAAAAAUCCCUUUGUAGCUCAUAAAUUAUUAAAAAAAAUUGAGAAACUUAACACAAAGGGAGAAAAAGAAAUAAUAAUAACUUGGUCCCGGGGAUCUACUAUUAUUCCAAUAAUGAUUGGUCAUACUAUUGCCAUUCAUAAUGGGAAAGAGCAUCUCCCUAUUUAUAUAAUGGAUGAUAUGGUCGGACACAAAUUGGGAGAAUUUGCAACUACUUUAAAUUUUCGAGGACAUGCAAAAAAUGAUAAGAAAUCUCAUCGGUAAUGUGAAUACUAAAAAAUAUUUUGAUGCUUAUAAGUCAUUAGUAGGAGGCAAAUUUUAUGUACCAGAUGCUAAAUAAAAAAACCCCAGAAGUAUACGUUUUAGGUCGACGUAUAGCUAUGUCGGCUAAUAAAGCACGAAGAGUUAUUGACCAAAUUCGUGGGCGUUCCUAUGAGGAAACACUUAUUAUAUUAGAACUCAUGCCCUAUCGUGCCAGUUAUCAAAUUUUAAAAUUGGUUUAUUCAGCCGCAUCAAAUGCUAGUUACACUAUGGCUUCAAAUAAAGCAAAUUUAGUUAUUAGUCAAGCUGAAGUUAAUGAGGGG
Messenger RNA from Cuscuta europaea, 1323 nucleotides. NCBI's taxonomy places the organism in Eukaryota, Viridiplantae, Streptophyta, Magnoliopsida, Solanales, Convolvulaceae. The record is from the annotation of a GenBank genome assembly.